GGACUCUGAUUGGGUCGCUGAGGGCUCAGAAAAAAAGAGGUGACGCCAUAUUGUAAGCUCCCGAAACAAGCGCCGCAUUUCUGCCAAAAAAAAAAUGACAAAAUAGCUUACUUUGUCGACAGUAGGACGCUAAGAUGGCUCACAGUGGGGCAAUGCAAGAGGCAGCUGUGGGGGAUUGCUCUGCCAAGCAGGGGUCUAAUGUCUGCCUUCGAAGUCGUUCAAGCUCCAGCGAGAGAGACGGUCAGGUACGGGCUGUCAAAGCUGCACUUCAGUCCAGGCUGGGGCCCUAUGAGCCCGUCCUGACCUACCUGCAGUCUGUCCUGGUGUGGGAAAAACCCUUUCAGUGUGUCCUUCUCUACGUUGUGGUAAACAUUGUGUUCUGGUUCUUCGCUUUGACCUCACUGCGCCUGCUGUUCUUGCUGGCUUCUGGCCUGGCUGUGCUCGUCUGUGUUGAUACCUGGAGAAAUAAGAUCUGGCCAGAAAUUAGAGUUAGAAGGCUGGAUGAAUCAGAAAAUGAGAGCUGGGGUCUGGUGCAUCCUGGCAUCCUCAGUGUGCCCGAAGUGUGUCACCAUGUUGCUGAGGCCUGGGUCAGUGGAGUGGUUCUCAAAUCCAGUAUUGUGCAGUACAAGCGACAAAAUCCUGGCACAUUUUGCAUCCUGACCUGUGGAGUGUUCACCUGUUUGGCUGUCAUUGGACGCUACAUUCCUGGAUUGGUGCUCUCCUACUCUGCGUUGUUAGCUACUCUCCUGGCUCCUCUGGCAGCCUAUCACAGGGUUUUUCAGCAUGUUGGCGUGAAGGUGGAACCAGUCCUGCAGCGGCUGGACUUCAGCGUUCGUGGGUACAUGAUGUCAAAGCCCAUUGAUAAUCAGUUCCUGCGCAGACCUAUACAUGGUGCAGCCUCAGGUGAAGCCAGCGACAGUGAGGAGGAGUUGGCUGCUUUCUGCCCAACAUUUGAUGAUGCUGUAGUUGCAAAGGAGCUUGCAUUGACUGACUCUGAGCAUUCUGAUGCUGAGGUUUCUUAUACUGACAAUGGAACAUUUAACCUAUCACGUGGCCAGACCCCACUGACAGAAGGCUCUGAGGAUUUUGACAGGCAUAGCGAUGCUGAAGAAUCCUUUGCCCAAGACCUCCCAGACUUCCCCUCUAUAAACCCUGAUGCCACUUUGAUGGAUGAUGACGAUGACACGAGCAUUGGGCUACCUAGCCUUGGUCCAUCUGGGCUAGCUAGUCACCGGGCUUCAGUGCUGGAUGUGGAUGGUCAUCUGGACUCGGACCAGGAGGAUCUGGAUGCUGAACUUUCUCUCAGCGGCCUGCCAAUUGCCUCUAAUAUCACUGGAGACUUGGCUGGAGUCAUUGCCAGCAACAUGCUCCAGGCGGCGCUGGCUGGAGCGAUUCAACCUCGUCCUCCUGCUACCCAGCGCAGAGAAGGUCCCCCGAGGGCUGGGGCCCACCGAAGCUAUCGCAAGCAGUCCAGUUCCGAGCUGGACACGGACUUGGACGGAGAGGAUUUUGAAAUGCUUGAUCAGUCUGAACUAAACCAGCUGGAUCCCCUCGGUGAAGGUGGGGGCACUAGACGGGGAGAGAACCAGGGGCCUAACUUCUUGUCUACCCUGCUUGGUAAACCACAGUAAGAGCAGCCCUGGUCGUUAAUGAACCUGAGCCUCACGGCAGAAGAUGCUUCUUUAUUCGCAUGUGAAUAAGUUCAGAUGAUUUUUUUUUUUUUUUGUUUUCUUGCCCUUUAAUAUGGCUCAAUGAUCUUGUGUUCAUGUUUAAUCCCUGAAAUGAGCCCUCAGCUUUUUGUGUGUUUGCUUUUUUCUUUUUUUUUUUUUGAAAAGUAAUAUUUAAAAUAGUCUCUUUAUGUUUUACCAUUCUUGUAUUUUAUCUGGUUGACCUUCAAGCUGACCUUUUUUAAGAGAAAAAUUAUAUUCUCAAGGCUCUUUUACAGUCUUGAUAGGUGACCAUGUUUACAUCACAUUUGGAUAGAAAGUUAUCCUCAUAUCAUUUUUUAAAGUGUUAUUUUAUAGUGGCUUUUCUGCUGGUCAGCCUGAUUUCCUCUACAUGGUCAAACCGUGUGUAUAGCAUUUUAGAGUGCAAAUGCCACUUGAAACCUCCACGAGCCACAGCUGAGAUUUACUGAAAUGCAAAUAUGAAAAAGUAAAAUGCUGGUUGCUGUGUGAAAAUUGCUGAAAAUAAAAAAAAAAUAUCAAUAAAAGUUAGUUGGCCUUGGUUUUUACCAUCUCAGUUAACAAGAUUGUUCUCCAGGCUGUUCCAUGAAAGGUCCUCAGUGUGAUUUGUAGGCUGUUGAGUAUGUAAUGUGCAUAGUAGUGUAUUUUCUUCUCUGUAACUGGUUUUGAUAUGUUUUGAUGUGCAAAUCAUAUUGAA
Archocentrus centrarchus (flier cichlid) is the source of this 2382-nucleotide messenger RNA. RefSeq names its product reticulophagy regulator family member 3 (gene retreg3). The transcript is spliced from 11 exons. The coding region runs from base 135 to 1631 and encodes 498 amino acids. The record is from RefSeq and is a predicted model, not a curated record. Lineage: Eukaryota; Metazoa; Chordata; Actinopteri; Cichliformes; Cichlidae. Gene Ontology annotation, biological process: reticulophagy.